UUCCGGUCUACUUGCUUACUCGUUAUUACUGGAAUAGGCUAUCAAAACAUUUUUUCAAAAGAUUCAAUCUUUUUUAACUAGUUAUCUACAUAAUUUGGCUUAAACGAAGUUCACGAAUAUCUGGAAUUAGUCACCGAUGUAUUAGCAUAAAAGGUUGACAGGAAGCUUCCGGAAUGAACAAGUCCAAACAGGAUACUUUGUCGCGUAAUCACAGUUUUAGUGGCAAACAGAAGAAAAUCGGAGGUAAGAAACCUGGCAAACCAUGGAAGAAGCAGUUUUCCACAAGUGAAGAAACGCUUACGGAGAAAGCCAAGACUAAGCUGCUGCCUGCGGAAGAUCUGAGAUACACGGAAAUGGCCAACGGAUUUGCUGAUAUGAAAAAUCUAAAGAAAUCCAAUCAACAGAAGCUGUUCGGCCAAAAAGAGAAAACAUCAUCAGCCCAAAAGUCACCCCAGCGUACCACCCGCAAGGAGGUUCAAACGAAAGUUGGAAAAGAGAAGAAGACUGAUCGACACUCGUUGAAGAGUGUCGAAAACAGAAAAGCUACCAAAAAGCAAACGCCACCAGAACCUACUAAAGCGGAUCGCCAGCAGAAGCGAAAGAAGAGCCAGAUCGAUGCCGUAGAGACGAAAGCGAAGAAAAAGAAACGUUCGCAGUCGGAAUCCGACAGCGAUGCGGACGAUUAUAUGGACCGAUUCUUCCAGGAUGUUUCGGAUGGAGAUCCGGAAGAAGACCCGACGGCGCCGGAUCUUUACGGUCUUCCACCGAUUGGUGGCGAGGAAGAGGAAGGAUCGGACUUAAACGAAAGCGAGUCCACCGGUGGUGAUAACGAGCAAGAGAACGAUGAGAAUGGCAUGUCGUUGGAAGAGUUGGUCGACUUUUACGGCAAACAUCAAGAUAGGGCUACUGAUGGUGGAAAAGCCGGGAAGCAGAAGAAGACAGCUGGUAAAGCGGGUAAGGUAGAGCGGAAAUCGAAAUCUUCUCAGGGAAACGAUUGGAUUGAGGAAGAUAACGAUGUGGAUCUGGUUUACGAUGAUUCCGACGGAGAAAAGGAAGCCGGUUGCAAAAUGUUGGUACCAGCUGGUAAUGGUCGAAUUGAAAAAUCAGAUGAUGAGCAGGAAUCUGCGUCGUCGGAGGAGUCCGGCGAGGAAGAAGAGGACGAAAAUGGAUGGAUGUCCUUGGAACAUGAAGGAUCGGAUUCACAGGAAGCGGCUGAUUCUGAUGAUGACUCAGCCACUUCCGAUUCGGAUUACUCUGAAAGUGAAGUGGAUGAUGAUGAAUCCGAACUGGAAGAUGAUGAGUUUUCUUCGGACUACGAUUCAGAUGAUUCCGACGAUUUGGAUGACUCGGAUGAUGAGUAUCCUUCGUACUGGGACGAGUCGUACGAUAGUGAUGAGGACGAAGAUUACAUCGCUGGGGACGAGGACGAUCUGUACAUCAGUCGAGGUGCAGCGCAGAUUUACGAAAUCACUGACAACCAGGUUUCAUUCAACAGUGAUGUGGAAUCGGCACAGAUUGUGGAACUACCAUGCGACGACGUAAGAAAGCGCUCGUGUAUAUUCAGCGUAAUCGAGAGUCAGGAGCCACACGAUGAUAAGGUAGGCUGUCCGGAAUUGGUUCCCAUCUACGACGCGGAGGGAAAUUUGAUCGACAGUCUUGAAAAAUUGAAUCGCAGUAAGAUUCUUGAAACAAAUGCAAGUCAAAAGCCAUCGUUGUUGAACCAGAGUUCGCCAGUUCCUAGCAGUGCUGAACGAGAAUUGAUGGAAGAGGAUACACCGCUACCCACCCGCAAUUUGAAAGAUCUUGCCAAACAGGAUGACGCGAUGGAUGAAGAUGUGGAUCAAAAUGCUGAUGCCGACUCCAACUACCGGAUCUAUGAUUCGAUCGAUAUGCGUAUGUCGCUGUUGGUGCUGAAGGAAACCCUCUACUUCAGUGGACACCUGACGAUUCAACCGUUGGUUGGUGGAUUGGAAGUGAUGGGUUACUAUCUGAGACCUGGCGAAUGCCGCAGUGUGUAUGCCGUUCGAGGUUUCCAUAGCUUGAAUUUAAGUCCCCACGCCGAAGCGACUCCAAGUUCAAUGGAAACGAUUCGGAAGGUGAUGACGCGCGUGGAGAAGCACUUCCAGGUUUUGGAUUUGCAGGAAAUCCAGGAAAAUUUCGAUCCGGCGGUCUCAGUUCUAGUUUUACUGCAAGCGAACUGUAAUAACAAAAAGAUUACGGUAGUCGACAAGUACCUUUCGGAAGAUCUGCUUUUCCCAAGGGUGGAGUUUUUGAAGAAAAGCGUAUUAUUCACCACAGAAUACUUGCUGAAUGUUGAGUUCUACACAGAGCACGUGGACAAGAGUACAUCUUUGUACCGGAGCGAUCCAGAGUGGGACAAGAUAGACGUGAAAAAUAACAGCAAAAUCGUAGUGAUGGGUGGAAAGGGAUCUGGCAAGUCUACGCUGUGUCAGUAUCUUGUCAAUAGGAACGUAGCCAAGUUUAGGAAAGUCAUCCUGAUUGACUUGGAUAUUGGUCAACCGAUCCAGCACAUUCCGGAAACGAUAAGCGUAACAAUCGUGGACAGACCGUUACUGGGAGUUGCCACAUUUAGUCCAAUCAAACCGGUCAAGAGUUGGCUUUUCGGAAGCCUCAACAUCGUAUCAUCACUUAUCUUCUACAUUCAGAACGUACGACAAUUGCUCCGCUACUGCGAGCAGCACAAAUCCGAACUUGCCAACGUGCCCUGGAUUAUCAACACCAUGGGGUACGUGACGGACUUUGGCGAAGAACUGAUGGCAGUGAUACUCCGGAUGUUCUCUCCUACGGACGUGAUUCAGCUUGUGUCGACCAACAAGUUACUGGCCAUACCAAACUACCAGAACCGCCUAACAUGCGAAUUCAUCAAUCAGUUCAGUUUCAACAUUCUACGAAGCGAAGUUCAAGAAUACAUCCAACGGAAAGCAACAUUCAAACAUUAUGAACUGAAUGUUUGCUACCCGAAAAAGGGAUUCACUCUAAAUGCCCCGAAGCGCCGGUUUCUGAUGCUGUUGGCCCAUUUGGCAGACAUCUUGAACGACACAUCCAGUGAGUGGUUCAACGAUGUGAAACCUUUCUGUGCCCCGCUAAGUCAGCUGCAGGUACUUGUCACCCGGGAAGAUCAAACCUUGGCAGAUGAACAGUUACCAUCGGUGUUGAACGCCACUCUCGUCUAUCUCUGCCAAAAAGUUGACGGUGGGUUGUACGAGUGCUUGGGAAUCGGAAUUGUUCGUGGCGUGGACAAGAACAAUAACGUAUAUCUGCUGCAGUCGCUUCCGGCCGAACGGCUGGCCGAUGUGAACGUGUUGGCCAUCUGCAGCAGCAGUCUACCGAAUGCUGUCUUCCUACGGCAGAGCGCCAAGAUUCAAGGAAGUAUUCCUUAUGUGUACAACAUCGACUGAAGAGACUGGGAAACAGUUACCGGUACCGUUAGUGAUUAAGAGUCUGUACAUUCUGUGUUGAGAUGGUUGUAUUUAUUUCCCAGUUAAAUGCGUUUGCGUGCAUUAAAAGCAAUACAAAGUAAUCUAUUUGU
Molecule: messenger RNA, 3550 nt
Organism: Ochlerotatus camptorhynchus
Lineage: Eukaryota; Metazoa; Arthropoda; Insecta; Diptera; Culicidae
Product: polynucleotide 5'-hydroxyl-kinase NOL9
Exons: 5
Coding region: 174-3419 (1081 amino acids)
Biological process (GO): cleavage in ITS2 between 5.8S rRNA and LSU-rRNA of tricistronic rRNA transcript (SSU-rRNA, 5.8S rRNA, LSU-rRNA)
Cellular component (GO): nucleus
Molecular function (GO): polynucleotide 5'-hydroxyl-kinase activity
Source: RefSeq, a predicted model, not a curated record